Molecule: messenger RNA, 1580 nt
Organism: Xenopus laevis (African clawed frog)
Lineage: Eukaryota; Metazoa; Chordata; Amphibia; Anura; Pipidae
Product: 5-hydroxytryptamine receptor 3A
Exons: 9
Coding region: 56-1507 (483 amino acids)
Source: RefSeq, a predicted model, not a curated record
UACCAAGAAGUUUUAAACAAGUUUAUCUGCUUUUGCAACAUUUUUAGAUUUUCAUAUGUAUAGGUUUGGACCAACCCACAAUAGGAAAAGAAAUAAUAACAGCAGGUUUUGUGUGACAUUUGUUACCAUUAUGGCUCUACGAUUUGUAGCCCUGUUACUCAUGGCCACUUUGCAGGGUGGUCAUUGUGACAAUUGCAGCUACAAUAGUCUUGUAAAGAAUGCCUUGAAUCUCUCAGAGUCUAAUGAAAUGUAUAUGAAGGUGCGUCCUGUCAACAACUGGAGAAAUUGUUCAGUGGUAUAUGUAGACAUGACCUUAUACACCAUUGUAUAUCUGGACAUGUAUAAGCAGUCCAUGAUAUCAUAUCUCUGGGUCAAAAUGGACUGGAUAAAUGAGUUGAUAAGUUGGAAUUCAACGGACUAUUGUAACAUUAACAAAGUGCUUGUUCCUUCUGAUAACUUUUGGCUGCCCGAUCUCUAUAUCUAUGAAUUGACAGAACAAAACAGCCCCUCGAGAGUUAACUAUGUAGAGGUCCAGAAUGAUGGAAAAUGCUCCCUUUCAGUGCCCUUAAGGAGUGUCAGCAGCUGUGAUCUAAAGCUCUACAAGUUUCCCUUUGAUGAUCAAUCCUGUAAUCUAUCCUUUGGUCCUUAUCUUUAUCCAGUAACAGAAGUUACGAUGCUGCCAUUUUCAGAUUCUAAGACAGUAACUGAAAAAUCUAACAACCGCUAUUCUGGCAAAGGGGACUGGGACUUUAUUUCAGUUAAGGUGACAAACACAUCUUAUGACUGGAAUGGUGCUUAUUACAGCAGAAUUUACUAUGAGAUUUCCAUAAAAAGGUCACCUAUUGCUUAUGUAAUGAACCUCAUCCUUCCAGCUGGUCUCCUACUUGUACUUGACUUGUGCAGCAUGUGCAUGAAGGCAUCAUUUGACGAAAGACUGGGCUUUAAAAUAACUAUUAUCUCUGGGUUUGUUGUACUUUUGCUGAUUCUCAAUGAUAUCCUCCCUGACUCUGAUGCCAUGCCUGCUUUAGGUUAUUUCUUCUGUGCCUCUCUCAGUAUAAUGGUGGUCAGCUCAGUUGGAAGCAUAAUGAUAUUACAUGUUCUGAGCCAAUGCAGCUCACAUUCAGAUGUCCCGCCAUGGAUAAAGACCUGGAUUCUGAAGUAUCUGGCAUAUAUCCUGUGCUUUAAGAAAAAGUUCCAUACAGAAGAUAUUGCCAGUUUUGUACCAGCUGACAAUGAAUACAAAACAGAGAAAAUCUCAGAUGAAUGUCCGAUAAGAAGCGAAAAAACCCAGACAACAGCAAAACAUGCCCUGGAAGUGAAAAUGCUAAAAAAGUUUUUGAUUGAGAUACUUAAAAUUCGAAAGGAACUGUUGAUCUCUAAGAAAGCAAAUGAAAAUAAAUCAGACUGGAGCUCAGUUGUACAAGUGCUGGAUCGUCUGCUCCUCAUCUUGUACAUCACAGCAAUGAGCGUUACAUUCAUUGGCACUGCCAUAACUUGGGCUACAUGAAUUAAAUAUACUGUAUAAAACGGCACCAGAUCUCUGCAAAUGUGUUACCCUGGUAAUAAAAGCUCUGAAUUUA